UGUGAUGAUGAAAAUGAAUCGAGGUUAGGUUCUCUGAUUUUCCUUCCGUCGAUUUCUGAAUUGUUUUUGAACAGUAUUCAUAUAAAUUACUGCUUUUUUUGUUGUACUGUUCACUCUCUUAGUUUUAGUGCAAUUUUCAUUAGGUCAAAAGUGAAGCUGUGAAUAAGCAACAUUCUUCUAAAGGAGCUUUGAGCUUGGAAAAUGGCGGACAAAGAUGGGGCUGGUGGAGAGGGGGGCAUUUCGGAUCAGGAGCGUGAUUGGGCGCAGACUGCGCUGGCCGACUUCGGCCGAGGCCACUACUCGACCUGCCUACAGCUGCUGGCUCGGCUCGAGGCGGCUCGACCUCACGACAUCAAGGUUCUGCACAAUCGCGCCGUCGUCGAGUACUACAAGACUGAUCUGCGCAAGACCGACCUCUUCAAGAAGAACAUGAACGCUGUCUGUGCGCAGGCACAUGUGAACAUUGACGAUCUGGACUCAUUGGAAGAUGUGGAGCAUUGUGUCAUAUAUUACAACCAAGCAGUGGUGCUGUACCACCUCAAACAAUACAGCUCGGCUUUGAAGAUCAUGAAUAAGGUGUUCUCUUUUAUUGCGCCCAUGGAGGAGAGCCUGGCCCACCGCGUGUGCCUGCUGCUGGUUGAGCUGCACCUGUGCACGCAGCAGCCGGACAAGGCGCUAGCGCUGAUCGCCUACAUCGAGAACCAAUUCGUGUCCACCGAGAACGCAGCCCAGGGCAAGAUGAUUGCCGCCGCUGCAGCAGCCGACAACCAGAAGGAGGAGCCGCCCCUGCCGGUGACGUUGGCAGCCGUGGACGCAGCGACCGACGCAUUCCGCGUGAAGCUGCUGCAAUGCCGCGCUCGCUGCCUGCUCGCAACGUGCGCGCUGACUGCGUGCAAGCGCGACUUACAGUUGCUCGCCACGUGCACGCUGCCUGCCUCCACCACCUCGGCGCCACUCUUCCUCAACGCCAACCUGCACUAUCUGCGCGGCCAAUUUGACAAGGCCAUUGCUACGCUGCAGAGUGUGCCGAUUGACAACGCCUUACAGGUAUUCAAAGAGACAGGCGAAUCGCCGUCAGUGGCCUAUUACAACGACAUGGGCUGUCUGCACCACUACCUGGCCAAACCCAACCUGGCCAACUUCUACCUAAGCAAGGCGGUGGCCGAGAACAAGGCGGCCAUGGCGCUGGGGGCGGGGACAGGAGCCACAGGGGCGGGGCCAGGGGCGGACCCCCUGUCGGGACGGCCCCUGCACACGGUUGGCGGCAGCCGCGCCCCCCAGCUCAUGUACAACCUGGGCGUCAGUCUGCUGCAUGCUGGCAAGCCGCUGAUGGCCUUCGAUUGUCUCACCGAGGCUGUUCAGGUGUAUCACAUGAAUCCGCGGCUGUGGCUGCGUCUGGCCGAGUGCUGCAUAAUGGCGCAGAGACCCGACAACUCGGUCGACUUUGACUUCCAGGUGAAACGCAAACAGCUGAUUCAGGGCGUCGUCGGCUCCGGCCCGCAUCGCAAGGUCAUCCUCAAUCCGCUGGUAUUCAGCAACAGUCAUUACAGCUACGAAGCACAGUCGUUCGCAAUCCCGGUGGCUAGUCUGGAGUUCGCGUCACUGUGCCUGCGCAACGCCCAGCUGCUGGUGCCCGGGGGUCGUAUGGUCGGGGAGGAAGAGCGACCACUGCCUACUCCGCCAUCACCUCCCUGCGAUCCCCGCCACGUGCCGCAGCUGCGCGUCUGCAUCCGGGCGGCGGCUGCGUUUGUCGCGCUCGGCCUCGGUGAUCCGGUUCUGGCACUCGAACACGCCAAUGCCUUGAUUGCUGCCGCCAACGUUGCCGCGUCUCCCGUUCACAAGUUCUUGGGACACGUGUACGCGGGCGAAGCGCUGAUCCUGCUGGACCGGAUACAGGAAGCGAUCGACCACCUGAACCCGGAACGGUGUCCGGACAUGAAUGCGGCUGCGGCUGCGACCCGGCCGCUGCGGCCCUGGUGUCCGCAGACCACCGACACGGCCCGCUCCGUGCUCCAGUACAACCUGGCCGUAGCACUCGUCGUCAGCGGCCGGUACGAGAAGGCCGGUGAUCUACUCAAACAGGUGUGGCAGUCGACUGGAGGUGGAUCGAAAAAUAAUGUUCCUAUUCAUGUAAUCGCUUUGGCAAUGUAUGUAGAACUUCUUUUAGGCCAUGCAGAUGUUGCGAGAACCAUAGUCAAACAAAACUGCAUGCAGAGCCAACGAUGAAAGUCGAAUCAAACUGAAGACAUUUUAACUCUAGUUUAAUUCUAGUUCAGUCAUCCGUGCCAUGGGCACGCGUAUGUGUCAUCUGUAUUUGAACAGCUUGUGGUCACCUCUGUUGUUUCUCUGACACCCGGUUGCACAAAAGUCUGUUGACUUUUGAUCCCCAUUAAAUACCAGGAGAACCAAGUAGAGUAGCUUUCUUCUCAGAAAAACGUUCUCUAAUUGGGUUUCGUGAAAUUUAACAGGCUUUU
Messenger RNA from Nilaparvata lugens (brown planthopper), 2474 nucleotides. RefSeq names its product CCR4-NOT transcription complex subunit 10. Gene Ontology annotation, biological process: mRNA catabolic process; negative regulation of translation. The record is from RefSeq and is a predicted model, not a curated record. The transcript has 11 exons. Lineage: Eukaryota; Metazoa; Arthropoda; Insecta; Hemiptera; Delphacidae. Gene Ontology annotation, cellular component: CCR4-NOT complex. Gene Ontology annotation, molecular function: protein binding. The coding region runs from base 202 to 2226 and encodes 674 amino acids.